Panthera uncia (snow leopard) is the source of this 819-nucleotide messenger RNA. Its product is annotated as gametocyte-specific factor 1-like. The transcript is spliced from 7 exons. The coding region runs from base 187 to 654 and encodes 155 amino acids. The record is from RefSeq and is a predicted model, not a curated record. Lineage: Eukaryota; Metazoa; Chordata; Mammalia; Carnivora; Felidae.
AACUACUCAGUGAUUUUCAUGCACAACCAAGAUUGAAAAACAGUCAUUCAAGACUUAACUAUGACAUCAAAAACUUCCAAACCUCUUGAGAAACCAUAGACCAUAUGGUGGGAGAAGAGGAAUUGAGUAGCUUGAACAGAAAGUUGAUUUACAUCACUUGACAAAGGUUCCUACUAUUUAGGCCUCAUGGAGCCAGAAGUCCUAGAAAUAUGUCCUUAUGACCCAAACCACAGGAUGCCAGCCAGCAGGUUACAGUACCACCUGGCAUCAUGUAGAAAGAAAAAUCUGAAGAUAGCUAAAAAGAUGGCUAAUUGCAAAUAUAAUGCUUGCCAUGUGGUCCCAGUCAAAAGGCUCAAGGAACAUGAGGCUAACUGUGUCAAUAGAACUGCUGUAGAUGAUGAGCCAUUUAAUCUUCCAAAGGUUAUUUCUCCGAGUUUGGAGCCAAAUGAAAAACUUUCUAAUACUGCCAAUCAGAUUCUAGACCCUGAUGUCUGGAACAUAGAUAACACAUAUCAUUCUCCUUUAUUUGUUCUUAAGACAUUUGCUCCAAAAAUGCUGGUUUGUGAAAGUGACUCAGGAGACAUAAAAAAAGAGACUAUGGAUGAAAAACAUCCUAACAACUAUAAGUCCUGGAGAAAAGGUCAGAAAAACUGAUGGAGAAGCUGUGGAUUAAAGAGCCAGCAGACAGAAAAUGUAUUGUCCUUUUUCAAACUUUGGGGGAAUCUUAACUGUCAAGUUUUAGAUAACAACUCCAGUCAUUGUUGGCAUCUUAAUAUGUUUUUAUUUAUUUAAAUAAAGAAUAUCCUUCCUGUGACCAGC